UAAUAAUUUGUAAUAAAAACAAUAGAAUUUCGGUGCUACUUGCAAAAGUUAAUUUGUGCUUUUACGAUAAACAAAUGAAAUUCUUUCGUAUGUCGUUCCGGCCUUUGAAUGUUCGCUAAACGGAAAUUGCAUCGACGACAACGUAAAGUUCAAACAAAGACGAAAGGAUAAACGUCAUGCAUAAGCAAAUAAUGCAAUGGCAUCGUCAUUGACUGUCGCGGGUUUCCUUUGGGCGGCUCUGUCUGUGACAGCAGCCAUCCUUUGCUGCACAGGAUUCUACAUGCCUUUCUGGAUACAGGGUCGUUUGCUGGGAAAGGUUGACGCAUAUUUUAGUUCGUUUAGGCGCUGCAACUACCCUCGGAUUGGUCUGCACGGCUCGGUGGAGAUAGUGGAAGAAUGCGGUCGCUAUGCAGGAUUUUGGGAUAUCCCGAGUCCAUGGUGGAAAGCGAGCACCGUUUUGGUUGGUACAGCAAGUGCGAUAAGUCUUCUUGUUGCUGUGACCGCUGCAGCUGCAUGUUGCGUCACUUACGUUAUUCAUACUAACACGGCCAAAAUUGCGGGUGGAUUACAAAUUCUAGCAGCUUUUUUGAUACUAAUUGGAACAAUCCUGUAUCCCAUAGGUUGGGACAACCAAGAAGUUCGAGAAAGUUGUGGAAAUUUAAGUCAUGUCUACCAACUAGGAACAUGUCGUCUGUCUUGGUCGCUUUAUCUGCUGGUCGUUGCGUUCUUGCUCCUUGUUGUGUGUUUUUGUCUAAGUUUUUGCGCGUCUCGGGUGAGAGUCGGUUCGUUUCGGAUCUGAAAAGAAAUCGUCAGCAGCACGAA
Molecule: messenger RNA, 822 nt
Organism: Agrilus planipennis (emerald ash borer)
Lineage: Eukaryota; Metazoa; Arthropoda; Insecta; Coleoptera; Buprestidae
Product: LHFPL tetraspan subfamily member 6 protein-like
Exons: 6
Coding region: 197-799 (200 amino acids)
Cellular component (GO): membrane
Source: RefSeq, a predicted model, not a curated record